AUGUGGAACUCCACUGUGUUUGAGGUGCUGAGGACGCGCCACCGGGGCUCAAGCAGGGAGCUGUGUGUGCGGCUGGGGCGGGAGCGGGAGCCCGAGGCGGGCGGAAGGCAGGGCCAGGCCGGAGCGGGAGCGGGCCACGGGAACGCGGCGGGCGGAAGGCAGGGCCCGCGGGAGCGGGAGCGGGAGCGGGCCGCGGGCACGCGGCGGGCGGAAGGCAGGGCCCGCGGGAGCGGGAGCGGGCCACGGGAACGCGGCGGGCGGAAGGCAGGGCCGCGCGGGAGCGGGAGCGGGCCGCGGGCACGCGGCGGGCGGAAGGCAGGGCCGCGCGGGAGCGGGACUGGGCCGCGGGCACGCGGCGGGCGGAAGGCAGGGCCCGCGGGAGCGGGAGCGGGACUGGGCCACGGGAACGCGCGGGCGGAAGGCAGGGCCCGUGGGAGCGGGAGCGGGCCACGGGAACGCGCGGGCGGAAGAAAGGGCCCGCGGGAGCGGGAGCGGGCCACGGGAACGCGCGGGCGGAAGGCAGGGCCCGUGGGAGCGGGAGCGGGCCACGGGAACGCGCGGGCGGAAGGCAGGGCCGGGCGGGAAGACUUCCGGGCGCGCAGACAGACAGACGGCCGGGCUGGCCUGUGGGCCCUGCCAGAUUGCCUACUCUGGCGCGAGGAGGAAGGCCGAGAAGCGGCCAGGUCGGCCGUAGAAGGCGCUUGCCCUUGUUGGCCCCAAGCGAUGCGUCCAACCUCGUUGGCAGGAGAAGCAGAAGCUGCAAGGAAGAGAGCAGAGGCUCACACAGCUGCGGGCGCCGGUGGCUGGCUGAGAGUAGAGGAUCAACCGGAGACCCUCUUUCAGAGCCACGUCUGGGCUUCAGGAGUUGGCUGCAGAGCUUCAAGUUACAGUGAAAUUAUGAAGCCUCAUGAAUACUUUCCUCCAGAGUGUCACCAUAUCAUUCUUGAUUUCCUCCAGAGAAAUCACCAACUUAGUUUAUACCUGCAAAUUAACACAGCAGCCUAACUGAGGGCCCUAAACGUGGUGGUUGAUGCCAUCUGAUCUGUAAAACAUGGAAAACUCUGCCUUCCCCUGCCCCUCCAGGGUAGUUAGGGGAAUCACAUGAGCUAAAGGUUGUGAAUGUGCUUUGUCAGUACUGAGUAAUUAAAGCUGAAGAGGUGUCAUAUCUGACACAGGAAUCUGUCCUGAAGUCAGUGCCAAAGGGGAAAAUUAUGUCAAAAUUCCGUUUGAAGAUCCCUUAGUGAGGGAAUAUGGAAUACAUUGUAGAGCACACACGGUUCUGUGCAAGUUACACAGGUGUGUGUGUGUGUGUGUGUGUGUGUGUAGAGAAUGGCACAGAAGACAGUCGAGGGUUCACGUGGCGCACCGUGUGAAAUGCCAUGUGGAAUGUUUAAACACCAACUCACACUCAGCUCUCUAAACUGUCUCCUCUUCAUAGGCAAUGUAGGAACCAACAGAAGGAAUGACAGAUUUGCCGGUCUCAUCGUAUCCCACUCUUUCUCUCUGGAUGAGCCAGGGUGGCUGUUCUCAUAAAUCUAAGUAUGACUCUAUCUAUCAGGGCCCUUCUACCUGUGGCCCCUAAAUCCUGCUGUGGGUUGUGUGGCUUAAUACCAGACACACACACACACACACACACAUCCCUGGGCACCAUCAUUAAGAAUGAAGAAUAAGGUCAACACUGAUGUGUGAAUUUAUUUGGAAAGUAAUCCUCUACUCAUGAAUAAAUAUCUGGUUUCAACUA
This is a messenger RNA of Microcebus murinus (gray mouse lemur), 1741 nucleotides long. Lineage: Eukaryota; Metazoa; Chordata; Mammalia; Primates; Cheirogaleidae. The record is from RefSeq and is a predicted model, not a curated record.